CUCAGCCUCAUUGUUGUCACUACUAUAAAGUUCCUCCUGUAACUUUUAUUGUUUCUGAUAAGAUCAUAUGGACUUACUAUCUCAUACGAUCUGUAAGUGUAAAAUAACGUUCUUUCAGGAUGAUGGAGAACUACACCUACAACAGCUACAUCCUCCAGUUAGAGGGCUUAAACACUUCAAAGGAUUCUCUCUACCCCGCCUUUCUUUUCUUGUUUUUCUCCUACCUGUUUAUAAUGAUUAUAAAUGUGGGCAUUACUAUUUUGAUUUUCAUGAACAAGAAUCUUCACCAGCCCAUGUAUCUCCUUUAUUGCAACUUGCCAUUGAAUGAUAUUCUUGUAACCUCUAUCGUGGUGCCCCGUUUGCUUAUAGACCUUAUGAGACCUCCAUCUGAGCGCCUCAUUAGUUAUUAUCAAUGUGUUGUUCAGGCCUACAUUGCGCACUUGGUUGGAACCACAAGUCACACUAUUCUCAUGAUUAUGGCCUAUGACAGAUAUGUGGCCAUUUGUAAUCCUUUUCACUAUGUUUCCAUAAUGACCAACAAAAUGAUGAUCAAGCUGACAGUUUGUGCCUGGGGAGUGGCCUUUGUUUUGGUCGGGAUUCUUCUAGGUCUGACCAUACGACUGAGUCGAUGCAGGACUUUGAUCACAAACCCCUACUGUGACAAUGCCUCAUUGUUUAAACUUUCCUGUGAAAGUGUGGUCAUUAACAACAUCUAUGGUAUCACUUUCACU
Haplochromis burtoni (Burton's mouthbrooder) is the source of this 731-nucleotide messenger RNA. RefSeq names its product olfactory receptor 5B17-like. The transcript has a single exon. The record is from RefSeq and is a predicted model, not a curated record. Gene Ontology annotation, molecular function: olfactory receptor activity. Gene Ontology annotation, cellular component: membrane. Lineage: Eukaryota; Metazoa; Chordata; Actinopteri; Cichliformes; Cichlidae. The annotation marks the transcript as partial. Gene Ontology annotation, biological process: G protein-coupled receptor signaling pathway.